Molecule: messenger RNA, 6743 nt
Organism: Colossoma macropomum (tambaqui)
Lineage: Eukaryota; Metazoa; Chordata; Actinopteri; Characiformes; Serrasalmidae
Gene: cdc42bpab
Product: CDC42 binding protein kinase alpha (DMPK-like) b
Exons: 40
Coding region: 829-6207 (1792 amino acids)
Biological process (GO): actomyosin structure organization; peptidyl-threonine phosphorylation
Cellular component (GO): cytoskeleton; actomyosin; cytoplasm
Molecular function (GO): protein serine/threonine kinase activity; ATP binding
Source: RefSeq, a predicted model, not a curated record
CAGAGAGAGAGAGACAGAUAGAAAGAGAGAGAGAGAGAGAGAGAGGGUAAAGCCAGGCUCAGCAGACUGACAUGAAGAAGGAGGCGUUUUGUUUUCCUCUCAGUUCUCAGCUGAACUUUCCUCGGAGAAACACAAACAGGCAGAAAUCACUCCGUCUGAGAGGAGCUCGAUUAUGAGGAGGGAGUUUAAAGGGAGGAAAAUCGAGCUGGCUAAGCCGUCCGUCCUUUCGCAGUGCUUGCUCGCUCUCUCUCUCUCUCUCUCUCUCUCUCUCUCUCUCUCUCUCUCUCUCUCAGAGGAGGGGCUUUUGUACGGGCUUUUGUAGCAUUGCAGAUCCGGCGCUGAUGCGUUUUCCGAGGUUACUGCACGAUGGACAGCCGCGCGGCCGUGUGAGCGGCGGAGGACGGAGCCGUAGCUCUCUUCGGGCCGAGUGGACACGGUAAUGUCCUUCUGGACGGAGCAGGAGGAGCCGAUAGAAAUACCGAGGGAGGAGGCGCCGAGCGGCGGCCGGGUUUACGUCAAAUCCACCGGCCAGGGCAGGGGCUCGGUCGGUCGGUAGCAGCAGGGCUAGCGAGCUCUGUUUAGUCUGUUUAGUCCGGUUCCGAAAACCCAGGAACAUUUGAGAUGUUUUAUGUCACACCGAGCCUCAAACCGAGUCACAGGGAGGCGUUUUUCCAGGAGGGCCAUGACUGACCCGCUUUAGCCGGACCGCAGUCUGCCUGCUUUGAGCCUGUAAGCGUUUUUCUGGUGAGCUCGCUGGAGCUCCAGCUUGCCGAGCUCUGUCGGAAAUAAUCGGCCUCGUCGCGAUUUGAACAGAUAAAGUUUGGAGCCAUGUCUGCAGAGGUUCGUUUGAAGAAGCUGGAGAAGCUGGUUUUGGAUGGCCCCUCUCAGUCGAACGGCCAGAGCCUGAGUGUGGAGACCCUGCUGGAUAUCCUCGUCUGCCUGUACGAUGAGUGCAACAACUCUCCCCUCAGGAGGGAGAAGAAUGUCCUGGAGUUCCUGGACUGGGCCAAACCCUUCACCUCCAAAGUGAAGCAGAUGCGCCUGCGUAAAGAGGACUUUGAGAUCCUGAAAGUGAUCGGCCGAGGAGCGUUUGGAGAGGUGGCCGUUGUGAAGGUCAAGAAUGCGGACAAAGUGUUUGCCAUGAAGAUCCUCAACAAAUGGGAGAUGCUCAAGAGGGCUGAGACGGCGUGCUUCCGGGAGGAGAGGGAUGUGCUGGUGAACGGGGACAGCCAGUGGAUCACCACGUUGCAUUAUGCCUUCCAGGAUGAAAACAACUUGUACUUGGUGAUGGACUACUAUGUUGGUGGAGAUCUGCUGACCUUGCUGAGCAAGUUUGAGGACCGUUUGCCCGAGGACAUGGCCAAGUUCUACCUGGCGGAGAUGGUGCUUGCCAUCGACUCUGUGCACCAGCUGCACUAUGUUCACAGAGAUAUCAAGCCAGACAACAUCCUGAUGGACAUGAACGGUCACAUCCGCUUGGCUGACUUCGGCUCCUGCCUCAAACUCAUGGAAGAUGGAACGGUGCAGUCCUCUGUCGCCGUGGGAACACCAGACUACAUAUCCCCCGAAAUCUUGCAGGCCAUGGAAGAUGGGAAGGGCAAAUACGGGCCUGAAUGUGACUGGUGGUCUUUAGGUGUGUGUAUGUAUGAAAUGCUCUACGGAGAGACGCCCUUCUACGCUGAAUCACUGGUGGAGACCUACGGCAAGAUCAUGAACCACAAAGAGAGGUUCCAGUUCCCGGCACAGGUGUCAGACGUGUCGGAGGAGGCGAAGGACCUGAUGCGAAGGCUGAUCUGUUCUCGUGAGCACCGGCUGGGCCAGAACGGCAUUGAGGACUUUAAAAGGCACCUGUUCUUCUCAGGCAUCGACUGGGACAACAUCCGCACCUGUGAGGCCCCCUACAUCCCCGAAGUUAGCAGCCCCACCGACACCUCCAACUUCGACGUGGAAGACGACUGCCUCAAGAACUCGGAGACAAUGCCACCACCCUCCCACACGGCCUUCUCCGGACACCACCUCCCCUUCGUCGGCUUCACAUACACUAGCACAUGCUCUCUGUCAGACCGCGGCUGUCUGCGGGAGGCCAGUGGUUCUGACCAGGUGGAUGCUGGGAUACAGAGGAGUUUGGAGGACAGCCUGGCCUCUGAAGCCUACGAGAGAAGGAUCCGCCGCCUGGAGCAGGAGAAGACCGAGCUCAGCCGCAAACUUCAGGAGUCCACCCAGACGGUGCAGGCUCUGCAGUACCCCAAUUCAGAUGUGCCAGUCAGUGCCAACAAAGAGGUGGAGAUAAGGAGCCUGAAGAGUGAAAUAGACAUCUUGAAAAAGCAGAUAGCAGAUUCUGGUCAGCUGGAACAGCAGCUGGAGGAAGCCAGCAUUGCACGUCGGGAUCUAGAAGACUCCUCCAAGGUCAUCAAGUCUCUGGAAAAGCAGCUAAAGAGCGUCAUGCAAGAGAAAGAUGACAUGCAUAAGGGGCUGCUGGAAGCGGAGGAGAAGAUGAAGGCUCAGGGGAAAGACCUAAAGGAGGCGCACAGUCAGAGGAAGAUGGCCAUGAAGGAGUUCUCUGAGCUGAGCGAGCGUCUCACCGAGCAGCGCUCGCACAGUCAGCGGCUGGCCCGUCAGCUGCGUGACAAGGAGGAGGAGAUGGAGGGCCUGGCUCAGAAGGUGGAGAGCCUGCGACUGGAGGUGCGCAAAGCCGAGAGAGCACGCAAAGAGCUGGAAGCGCAGGCAGAGGAACAGACAGCCGAGGCUCAGAAAGAGAGAAAGCUACGAGAGAGAAACGAGCAGUACAGCAGACAGUUGGAGGAGGAACUGGAGGGCGUGAAGCAGUUGAAGCAGACUGGGCCGCUUCAUGCAACUGUGGGCUUAGAUCAGCAGCAGGAGGUGGUGCGGCUGCGGGCGGAGCUGGAGAAGAAGAGCGUGCAGCAUGAGGAGGAGCUGUGUCGCAGGGAGACGCUCCAUGGCACCGAGCUGAAGAGCCUCCGGAAGGAGCUCCGCGACGCCGAAGCCCAGCACCUCACCCUGCAGAAAGAAAUCCUCAUGCUUAAAGACAAGCUGGAGAAGGCUCGCCGAGAAAGCCAAAGUGAGCGUGAGGAGUUUGAGGCCGAGUGCAAGCAGAAGUAUGAGCGGGAACGGGUGCUUCUGACAGAGGACAACAAGAAACUCACCAGUGAGCUGGAGAAGCUGAGCUCCCUGUUUGAGAAGAUGAGCAGUAGCCACAGGCAGCUGGAGGAGGAGAUGAGGGAGCUGGCUGAUAAGAAGGAGAGUGUGGCCCACUGGGAGGCCCAGAUCACGGAGAUCAUUCAGUGGGUAAGUGAUGAGAAGGAUGCCCGAGGCUACCUUCAAGCAUUAGCCACCAAGAUGACUGAGGAGCUGGAAGGACUGAGGAACACCAGCCUGGGAGCCAGAGGCACAGACAUGCCAUGGAAGAUGCGGCGAUUUGCUAAGCUGGACAUGUCUGCUCGUUUGGAGCUGCAGUCUGCGCUGGACGCUGAGAUCCGAGCCAAACAGGCCAUCCAGGAUGAGCUCAACAAAGUCAAAGCCUCCAACAUCUCCACUGAGUGUAAACUGCAGGAGUCUGAGAGCAAGAAUCAGGAGCUGCUGUCUGAGAUUGAAAGGCUGAGGAAAGAGAUGGAGGAUCUGCGUCAGAGGAGGGGUGUCAAGCACCAGGAUUCUCAGAACUCCUUCCUGGCCUUUCUCAAUGCUCCCACCUCUGCGCUGGACCAGUUUGAUCGCUCACCUUCUUGUGGUCCAGGAAGCAAAGGCCGACGCCUUGAUUCAGCUGAUUUUACUCCAUCUAACACCCCAUCACGGGAUGAGGAUUCUAAAUCUCGCCGCAUAUACCGCUCACGCUCGCCAUCCACCGCCAGUGACCUGGAGCCCAUAGAGCUGGUGGACCACUCGUCACGUCUCCAGACCCCGACUGGGAGAUCCGGCUACAGCAGCCUGGGCCACUCCACUCCUAAACCCAAGGCCCAUCAGUUUGUGGUGAAGUCCUUCAGCAUCCCUACUAAGUGUAACCAGUGUACCUCCCUUAUGGUUGGCCUCAUCCGCCAGGGCUGCAGCUGUGAAGUGUGUAAUUUUUCCUGUCACGUGACGUGUGCGGACAAGGCCCCUGCCGUUUGUCCAGUUCCUCCUGAGCAGACUAAGGGUCCACUGGGCAUCGACCCACAGAGGGGCAUUGGCACCGCCUACGAGGGACACGUCCGGGUGCCGAAGCCCACAGGUGUGAAGAAGGGCUGGCAGAGGGCUCUGGCCGUGGUGUGUGACUUUAAACUCUUUCUGUACGAGCUUGGUGAGGGCAAAACCACCCAGCCCAGCGUGGUGGUCAGCCAGGUCAUCGACAUGAGGGAUGAAGAGUUUUCAGUGAGUCCAGUCUUGGCCUCAGAUGUCAUCCAUGCCAACAAGAAGGACAUCCCCUGCAUAUUCAGAGUAACAGCGUCUCAGCUGUCGGCCUCCUCCAGCCAGAAGACGUCCAUCCUGAUCUUGGCCGACAGUGACCAUGAGCGCUCCAAGUGGGUGGAUAUGCUUAACGAGCUGCACCGUAUCCUCAAGAAGAAUAAGCUGAAGGAGCGCUUUGUGUAUGUGCCUAAAGAAGCCUACGACAGCACGCUGCCCCUCAUCAAAACCACCCAGACUGCUGCUAUUAUAGAUCACGAGCGUGUGGCCCUAGGCAAUGAAGAAGGCCUUUACGUGAUUCAUGUCACCAAAGAUGAGAUCACCCGUGUGGGCGACAACAAGAAGGUGCAUCAUGUGGACCUGCUGCCCACUGAGCAGCUGCUGGCCGUCAUCUCCGGCAGGAACCGCCAUGUGCGGCUGAUCCCCAUGGCCGGCCUGGACGGACGUGAGACUGACUCCUUCAAGCUGCCUGAGACUAAAGGCUGUCAGGCCCUGGUGUCUGGAACGCUGCGCAAUGGCGCCCUCACCUGUUUGUGUGUGGCCAUGAAGCGUCAGAUCAUCUGCUACGAGGUCAUCAAGAGCAAGGCCCGCCACCGGCGCCUCCGAGAGAUCCAGGUGCCAGGAGUGGUUCAGUGGAUGGCACUGCUGAGUGAGCGUCUGGUUGUGGGCUACCAGGCGGGCUUCAUACGCUACAGCAUGCACUCAGACUCUCCUCCAAUCAGCCUCCUUCACCCCGAGGACCACACGCUGGCCUUCAUCGGGCAGCAGGGCCUGGACGCUCUGUGUGCCGUGGAGAUCUCCAGCAAAGAGCUGCUGCUGUGUUUCAGCUGUUUGGGUGUGUAUGUGGACACACACGGCCGACGCUCGCGGCAGCAGGAGCUGAUGUGGCCUGCGGUCCCCACAGCGUGCUGCUACAGCGCCCCCUACCUGUCGGUGUACAGUGAGAACGCAGUGGACGUGUUUGAUGUGAACACAAUGGAAUGGAUUCAGACCAUCCCUCUCAAAAAGGUUCGGCCGCUGAACACAGACGGCUCUCUAAAUCUGCUGGGCUUAGAAACAGUGAGGCUGAUCUACUUCAGAAACAAGACUGCAGAGGGAGAUGAGCUGGUGGUGCCGGAGGUGUCGGAUAACAGCCGGAAGCAGAUGGUGCGCAGCAUGAACAACAAGAGACGCUUCUCUUUCCGCAUACCUGAGGAGGAGAGACUGCAACAAAGGAGAGAGAUGCUGAGGGACCCUGAGAAGAGGAACAAGCUGAUCUCAAACCCAACCAAUUUUAAUCAUGUGGCUCACAUGGGACCUGGGGAUGGCAUCCAGAUCCUAAAGGAUCUGCCCAUGAAUGUGCGCGCUCAGGAGAAUCGGCCUGGUUUCAGUGGCUCAGUCAGUAUCCCGUCCAUGGCUAAAACCCGGGCCGAACCGGGCCGGUCCAUGAGCGCCAGCAGUGGUCUGGGCAUACGUUCCUCUUCGCAGAACGGCAGCGCUCUGAGGAGGGAGCUGUCGAGCGGUAGCUACAGCUCCAAGCGCCAGACCAUGACUUCUCCGUCUGAAAGCUCACUGUCCUCAGGUGGGGGUAUGGAUAUUGGAGAUGCGCCGCUGUCCCAGUUCGACAGAGAGGCCGUGUCGCCCUCGGAGAAGACGCCCGAUCUGAAACGGGCGUUAAGGACCCUGCUUAGUAAAAUGAAGGAUUCGGACUCACCGCGUCACUCCACUGCCUCCAACAGCUCCACCUUCAGCAGCCCGCCGAGCCCCGCCUCCCCACACAAGACCAAGUCUCUCUCGCUGGAGAGUACAGACCGUAUGGCCUGGGACACAUGAUAGACAGCAGCUUGAGACCAAUCACAACAUGCCCUGGCCCAGCCUGCCACAGGCUCCUCCCCCCAUCCCUGCCCAUGGAACUGCACCUGGUGCUACAGGCCCCUCCCACUUCAUUCUGCAAGAGGUUCUCAGUUGAGGAAAAGAUGCGGGAGAGGAUGCUGGACUGUCAGUGGGGGUGGCGUCUGCGUGUGUCUGUGUGUGUGUGUGUGUGUGUGUGUGUGUGGCCAGGGCAUAAGUUGGAAUGAAUAGGACCCUCUACAUGUGGCGUGAAGCUGACUGGUGAAAAAUUUAAGCUUCAUAGCGUCACUGGCUGGACUUCAGCCCUCCCAAUCCAGGCAACGGUCACUGCUGCAAAGGGGGAUUUUAUCUAGACUGGCAUUUGUAUAUAGACUGGGGUUUUCGGGGGGUGAACUUAUUUAUUUCUAGCUAUUAAAAAAACAGUAUCAUUUCCCUCAUUUUCUUCUUCAACUGUGGACCAUAACGACAGCUGCAUUUGUGGGGGAACAAACAAACAAACAAAAAAAAAGACCAAAAUA